AGUUCCAGGAUAGACUAAAAAAUAUUCUCAAUGAGCUAGCUGAACAAGGAUUAAAUUGUCAUCUGUAUUGGGAAAACCCCAACCCUAGGAAGUAUGUCUCUAUUGUACCCACGAGUGCAAUAACUGGGGAAGGAAUUGCUGACCUGAUCAUGAUUUUAGUCAAACUGACACAAAAUUUUAUGCUUAAAAAUAUUGAAUAUCAUGAGAAAUUAGAGUGCACCGUUUUGGAAGUAAAAAAUAUUGAAGGGCUAGGAACAACCAUUGAUGUAAUUCUCACAAAUGGAGUCCUCAAAGAAUCGGAUACCAUCGUGCUGUGUGGUAUCAACGGACCCAUUGUUACAGUUAUUAGAGCUUUAUUAACUCCUCAACCGUUAAAAGAGCUAAGAAUAAAAAACGAGUAUGUACACCAUAAAUCGAUUAAGGCAUGCAUUGGAGUGAAAAUUUCUGCUAACGGUUUGGAAGAGGUCCUUUGUGGUACUUCCCUAUUCGUUGCCAACAACACCAACGAAAUUGAGGACUACAAAAAGAAGGCAAUGACAGACGUUUCGGACGUGUUCAAUCAUGUAGAUAAAACUGGAGUAGGUCUAUACGUUAUGGCUAGCACCCUUGGCUCGUUAGAAGCAUUACUCAUAUUUUUAAAAGAUUCAAAGAUCCCCGUUUUUGCAGUGAAUAUCGGAACAGUGCAAAAGAAAGACGUGAAGAAAGCCAGCGUUAUGAGGGAAAAGGGAAAGCCUGAAUACUCAGUUAUCCUAGCUUUUGAUGUUAAAAUCGAUCCAGAAGCAGAAAAAGAAGCACAGAUCAUAGGAGUGGAAAUCAUGCAGAAGGAUAUUAUUUAUCACCUGUUUGAUGCUUUUACAAGUUAUAUUAAAAAAAUUGAAGAAGAGAAAAAACAGAGCAAAUUGACGGAUGCCAUUUUCCCAUGCGAACUAUCCAUUGUCAACGACUGUGUGUUUAAUAAAAAGGAUCCCAUCGUCAUCGGGGUUAAGGUAGAUUGUGGGAUCUUGAAAAUAGGAACCCCACUAUACAUCCCUGAGAAGAGCCUAAAAAUAGGAAACGUCGUUAGCAUCCUCUUGAACAAAAAAACUUGUGAAAAAGCCAAAAAGGGGGACGAGGUUUCCAUUAAAAUUUGUGGAGAACCACACAUCACCUUCGGAAGGCACUUUGAUUUUAACCAAAAAAUUUACAGCAAAAUUACCAGGGAAAGCAUUGACGUGUUGAAGGAGUACUUUAGGAGCGAGUUGACCAUGGAGGACUGGAGACUCGUCGUGCAGCUCAAGAAAAUUUUUAACAUUAUCU
Messenger RNA from Plasmodium cynomolgi strain B, 1296 nucleotides. RefSeq names its product translation initiation factor IF-2. Lineage: Eukaryota; Apicomplexa; Aconoidasida; Haemosporida; Plasmodiidae. Gene Ontology annotation, molecular function: translation initiation factor activity. The annotation marks the transcript as partial. The record is from RefSeq and is a predicted model, not a curated record. The transcript has a single exon.